GUGACCUGUGACCCCGCCAAGGGAAGGGCGUGUCCAAGAUGGCGGAAGAUUCGGCUGGAGAUUCUCCUCAGAGAGAAGUCCAGGAACUGUCCAUUCACGAGGAGGACUAUCCCUUCGAGGGGAUCGUGGAUGCAGAGUGCGAAGAUGAAGAGAUAGACGCAGCGUUAGUGGCACCUCCAGAGACGGACUGGUAUCAUGGCAGGCUGGGGAGGGUGUCGGCAGAAGAGCGGCUGCGCCAGGGGGGAAAGCUCAGCAGUUACCUGAUCCGGGAGAGCGAACGGAAGCCCGGCUCUUACGUCCUCUCCUACUUUGGAGUCAAGGGCAUCGACCACUUCAGGAUAAUAGCCAUGUGCGGAGACUUCUACCUGGGCGGUCGUCAGUUCGACUCCCUGUCGGACCUGAUUGGUUACUACACCAUCUGGGCCUGCAUCCUGAAGGAUGAGAAGCUGAUGUACCCUGUGCCUCCUCCAGAGCCUGUACAGAGUCGUAGACUAGUCCGUGCCAUCCUGCCCUACACAAGAGUGCCUGACACAGAUGAACUCAGUUUUGAGAAGAGCGAUGUGUUCAUGGUCCAUAACACGAUGGACGGAGGCUGGCUGUGGGUCACCUCCCAGAGAACCAACGAGAGUGGACUGGUCAUCAGGGACCUCGUAGAAGAACUGGAUUUUUAUGCCGAUCCUCAUGAAGGAAAGGAGUGGUUUCACGGCACCAUCACUAAAGAGAAAGCAGCACAGCUCUUGUCAGAUGCCCCAGACUCGGCAUUCCUGAUCCGUCCCAGCGACUCGUCCCCCGGGGAUUACUCCCUCUUCUUCCGCAGCAACAACAUGAUACAACGUUUCCGCAUCACACGACAGAACCACGAGGAGUUCGAGAUGGGCGGGCACCACUAUGCAACUCUUGACGACAUCAUCAAACACUACAAAACAGAGCAAAUUGUGGAGGGAUACACACUGGGGGAGCCGGUCCCAAACAAGAGAAGUCGGCUGAACUCGUUAAACGAUGAGGACAUCUACCAGAGCGUGCGGGCGCGGUCUACGGGGUCCUGUAUCAUCACACAGCCCAGCGACACCAUCGUCAAGAAGGGCUACCUCAGCAAAAAAGGUCAUCGUAGCAAAAAGUGGAAGAAUUUGUUCUUCAUUUUGAAUGGCACAGAGCAGCAUGUCUACUACUUUGAGAAUGAGAAGAGAACAAAACCAAAGGGUCUGAUCGACUUGAACUAUGCUUCAAUUUACCCAGUACAUGAGAGUCUGUUUGGAAGACCCAACUGUUUCCAGACUGUUGUACGAGCGCUGAAUGAUGUCACUACAACAUACCUGUGUGCUGACACAGCAGAGCUGGCAAAGGAAUGGAUCCUGGCCAUGCGGCAGUUCUGCACCCAGCCGAGCAACAAGCAGUCGCCUCUCAACGCCAAGCGGGUCAAGCAGCUGCGCAGCCUGAGCGUGAACGUUCUGGACGCCCGUAACCUGCCCGUGAAGCACCUACCUCACCCUUACUGCAUGCUGUCCCUGCACGACGUGCACGCAGCCAGGACACAGAUGCGCGAGGGGCCCAACCCUCUGUGGUCGGAGGAGUUUGUGUUCGAGGACCUUCCGAGAGAGGUGGAGUCUUUUACACUGUUGCUGUGCAGUCGAGCCAGAAGGUCCAAAGAUGCUGUUGUCGAUCAGUUACUGGUGGCGGCCAGUGUGAUCUUGGUUCCCAGUGCCGUAGAGAAUCUUGGGGUCAGAGCAUCCGUCUAUGUGCCUUUGAGUAAGCUUCCCAACGGGCAGUACGUGGAUGAGUGGUACCCGGUCAUCCCAGAGUCCCCCUACAAAGGAGACAUGGGGUCCAUCAGGAUACGGGCCCACUACAGGUCCCAACUGGUGCUGCCUUUGGAGGAGUACGCAGGGCUGAAACAGCUGAUAGUAUCCAAAGAAUUCCACACCAUCUAUGCACUGGACAAGGUGUGUGCGCGGGACCGGUCUCUCCUCGCCAGCGCACUCCUGAGGGUGUUCAGGGACGAGAAGAAGGAGGCCGUUUUGCUACAAACUCUCACAACGAAGGAGAUCGCUAACGAAGAUGAGAGUGCGACCCUGUUCCGAGCGACCACCCUUGCCUCCACCCUGAUGGACCAGUACAUGAAGAUGACGGCCGUGCCCUUCCUGCACCAGGCUGUGAAGGACGUCAUCACCAAGAUAGCCGACAGCAAACAGUCUUGUGAGCUGAACCCCACCAAGCUGGAGAAGGGUGCAGACGUGAACUCCAACCUAGAGACCCUGCUCAGCUUCCUCACGGAGGCAGUGGAAGCCAUCUUUAAGGCCACUGAGAGCUGUCCAAGCACUCUGAGGUACAUCUUUGGCUGCCUGCAGAGAGAGGUGCUGAAGAAAUGGCCUGAUGACACCACCAUGCGCACCAGAGUUGUCAGCGGAUUCAUCUUCUUGAGACUGAUCUGUCCAGCUAUCCUGAACCCCAGACAGUUUAAUCUACUAGCAGAGUCGCCGACCCCCACCGCUGCCAGGACUCUCACCAUGGUCGCCAAGUCGCUGCAGAAUCUCGCAAACCUUGUCGAGUUUGGUGCAAAAGAACCAUACAUGGAAGCAGUGAAUCCCUUCAUUGUCAAAAACAAGGAGAGAAUGAUCAUGUUCCUGGAUGAGCUGGCGAAUGUCCCAUCUUACCCAGAAGUUACAGAGAAAGUGAAAUCCGAUCCCUCCCAGGACCUGGCAACCCUGCAUCAGAUCUGUCUCUCUCACCUGACGGAACUACAAACCCUUAGUACCACACAGAGUCAUCUGAAGAAGUUGCUGGCAGUGACAGAGCAUCUCAGCAACAGACAACAACAGUACAUGGGCGCAGUCAAGCGAUGACAGCACCGAUAGCUGCAGUACUGAUAGUGCCUGCUAGGGGGCAGUUGUUAUCCAUACAUGGAAAGACUGGUGAGACUAUGCCAAGUGCAUAGAGUGGAGUUGGUCAGAGACAAACAUCAGACUCAGAGGCCUACAUGAACUUGCCUCCAGGCCUUUGCCAUCAAGCCUUACAGAUGAAACAAAGAAUCAUGCAUAUAUAGCUUCAAGCGUGAAACAGACUCGAGAUCUGUAAGAUUAUUUGUAUCUCAGAAAACACAAUCUUGUCUUCAGGCAAUAGGAAAAGACGGAGUAACUUUUGUCCUUGAUACUGUGAGAGUAGGGGCAAAAACCAAGGACACAUAUUAAGUACAAGAUAUACUUAUGACUAACAGGAAAUACAGUUCCAUAGUAUCAAAACCGGUAGAUGUGUACAGCAUUAUUUACAGUAAUCAGAGCAUUAUAUCAAGGACCUUGUUGAUUAUAUGAACCAGUAUUGGUCAGAAAUCUUUGUAUACAGGUACUGUAAAUGCAGAAAACCACCACAAACAUUUUUUUCAUUACA
Branchiostoma floridae (Florida lancelet) is the source of this 3381-nucleotide messenger RNA. RefSeq names its product ras GTPase-activating protein 1-like. Gene Ontology annotation, molecular function: protein binding. NCBI's taxonomy places the organism in Eukaryota, Metazoa, Chordata, Leptocardii, Amphioxiformes, Branchiostomatidae. The transcript has 26 exons. Gene Ontology annotation, biological process: regulation of GTPase activity. Bases 39 to 2840 code for a protein of 933 amino acids. The record is from RefSeq and is a predicted model, not a curated record.